Gossypium raimondii (Peruvian cotton) is the source of this 1498-nucleotide messenger RNA. RefSeq names its product transcription factor SPEECHLESS. The coding region runs from base 318 to 1307 and encodes 329 amino acids. Gene Ontology annotation, cellular component: nucleus. Gene Ontology annotation, biological process: guard cell differentiation; positive regulation of DNA-templated transcription; stomatal complex development. The transcript has 3 exons. NCBI's taxonomy places the organism in Eukaryota, Viridiplantae, Streptophyta, Magnoliopsida, Malvales, Malvaceae. Gene Ontology annotation, molecular function: DNA-binding transcription factor activity; protein dimerization activity. The record is from RefSeq and is a predicted model, not a curated record.
AUUUUCCCAUUUUCGAGUUGCCAUAACCUUUUUUUUAUCACUACACUGUUUUUUUUUUCACUUUCGACCAUUCUUUAGUGAAAAAUCGAACCAGCAACAUCAUCAACCCAACUAGGGCAAAUAUUCAAAUGAAAUUUUUAGAUACCCAUCCUAAAAAAGAAGAUUUACUUUGAUUGUGAUAGUUUCAAAGCUAUACCACUGUCCUUUGUAUUGUAUUUCCUCCUUUUUCUAGUAACCCUUUUUCCCUUUAUUCCCCCCCCCCUCUUCACUGCUUUUAGGGUAUAACGGUUUUCUUUUCCUUUUGUUUUUGGAGUGCAAUGGAUGAUAAUUUGUGUGAGUUUUCCGAUGAGCCUGAGUUCGUCGGUGAAGAUGAUUUAUUUAGUAUUUUUGAAAGUUUAGAUGGUCUUAUUGAUUUCCCAGUACCUUUUACUCCGUUAGAAGAAAUGACGACGGCUACAACGGCGGCGGCUGUGGGUGUUGGUGGUGGUAGUGCACAAAAAUCAACUCCAUUAAUGGAGUCGGAAACGGAGGAAACUUCACCGAAAACCAAGAGACAAAAACUGGGUUCUUUAGAAGAAACAAUGAAUACUGAUGGGCCUCAAAGGAUGUCUCAUAUUACCGUCGAACGGAACCGGAGGAAGCAAAUGAACGAACAUUUAUCGGUGCUGAGAUCGUUGAUGCCGUGUUUUUAUGUCAAAAGAGGUGAUCAAGCAUCCAUCAUUGGUGGUGUAGUGGAUUAUAUCAACGAGUUACAGCAAGUUUUACAAGCACUCGAAGCUAAAAAACAAAGGAAAGUUUACAGUGAAGUGUUGAGUCCAAGGGUGGUUUUAAGUCCAAGACCGUCACCACUCAGUCCUCGGAAGCCACCGUUGAGUCCCCGUUUGAACUUGCCAAUAAGUCCGAGAACACCACAACCCGGUAGUCCGUACAAACCACGGUUGCAAAAGGGUUACCUCUCACCAACAAUGGCGGCUAGUACUUCACUUGAACCCUCUCCCACUUCUUCAACUUCCUCCGUUGACAACAACAACGAACUCGUCGCUAACUCAAAAUCACACGUCGCCGACGUGGAAGUGAAGUUUUCAGGUCCCAACCUUGUUUUAAAGACAGUAUCUCCUCGGAUUCCCGGUCAAGCUCUCAAAAUAAUCUCAGCUCUUGAAGAACUCUCACUGGAAAUCCUUAAUGUCGACAUUAAAACCGUUGAUGAAACCAUGCUUAACUCUUUCACGAUCAAGAUUGGAAUUGAAUGCCAACUGAGUGCUGAAGAAUUGGCUCAACAAAUCCAGCAAACAUUCGGCCAUUGCUAGGGUUUUUAUUACUCCAUGGAUCAUAUAUAUAUACACAUAGAGAGAGUUUCCAUUUUCAGUGUUUUAAAAUAUUUACAGAUUCAUCCUUUUCUGGGAAUGGGAAUCUGGGAAUAUAUGCAUUUUACUCUUCUUCUUUUUUAGAAUUUCUGUUUAACAAAUUACAUGUAAUUGUAGAUUGGUAAUAUUAUUAU